GGCUGAGUUGUCUGGAAGGGCCAGGGCGUGUUGCCGACGGGCCAUGAUCCGGAACGGGCACGGGGGGACAGGCGCCGAGGAGCGGCCGGGCCCCGGGGGCCGGCGCGCCGUGCGGGUGUGGUGCGACGGCUGCUAUGACAUGGUGCAUUACGGCCACUCGAACCAGCUUCGCCAGGCGCGGGCCAUGGGCGACUACCUCAUCGUGGGCGUGCACACCGAUGAGGAGAUCUCCAAGCACAAGGGCCCCCCCGUGUUCACCCAGGAGGAGAGAUAUAAGAUGGUACAAGCCAUCAAGUGGGUGGAUGAGGUGGUGGCCGCUGCACCCUACGUUACCACGCUGGAGACGCUGGACAAGUACAACUGCGACUUCUGUGUUCAUGGCAACGAUAUCACGCUGACUGUGGACGGCCAGGACACCUAUGAGGAGGUGAAGCAGGCAGGGAGGUACAGAGAGUGCAAGCGCACCCAGGGCGUGUCCACCACCGACCUCGUCGGCCGCAUGCUGCUGGUGACCAAGGCCCACCACAGCAGCCAGGAGAUGUCUUCCGAGUACCGGGAGUACGCAGACAGCUUUGGCAAGUGCCCGGGUGGUCGGAACCCCUGGACGGGGGUGUCUCAGUUCCUGCAGACGUCCCAGAAGAUCAUCCAGUUUGCUUCUGGGAAGGAGCCCCAGCCUGGGGAAACAAUCAUCUAUGUGGCCGGCGCCUUUGACCUCUUCCACAUCGGGCAUGUGGACUUCCUGGAGAAGGUGCACAGGCUGGCGGAGCGGCCCUACGUCAUCGCAGGCUUGCACUUUGACCAGGAGGUCAACCACUACAAGGGGAAGAACUACCCCAUCAUGAAUCUACACGAGCGGACCCUGAGCGUGCUCGCCUGCCGGUACGUGUCAGAGGUGGUGAUCGGGGCCCCCUAUGCAGUUACAGCUGAGCUCCUGGACCACUUCAAGGUGGACCUGGUGUGUCAUGGGAAGACGGAAAUCAUGCCUGACAGGGACGGCUCUGACCCAUACCAGGAGCCCAAGCGGAGGGGUAUCUUCUGCCAGGUGGACAGUGGCAGCGACCUCACCACAGACCUCAUUGUCCAGAGGAUCAUUAAGAACAGGCUAGAGUAUGAAGCACGGAACCAGAAGAAGGAGGCCAAAGAGCUAGCCUUCCUGGAGGCCUCAAGGAGGCAGGAGGCACGGCAGUCGGAGAGUGACUGUGACCUCUGACCCCAGGGGGGAGGUGGCCAGCCAUAGCCCUUGGCCCUCACCUGCUCUGCUUCCCAUGACUUAGGCCCCCGGCUUAGAGCCCCGCACGCCACUCCUUGAAGCCGAGAGGCCUUGUUCACGAGCCCUGUCCCCAGGCUGUCUGGAGGGACGCUGCCCCCAGCCACCUGCUCGGCCCCCUCCCUGCCGAGCUUUGCACAGAAGGCCUGGAGGCUGCAGUGGGAGUCGGGCAUCUUGGACCGGAGGUGCUGCUCCCGGUGCCAUAAUGCCAGUGUCUACUCUCACCCAGCUCUGGCCCCCCCAGAGGCUCCUGCAGAGCUGCUCAGCCCGGGACAGGCCUUGGUCGGGCAGGGGGACAGGGGCGCACCAGCAAGGUAGGGGUCUCCAGGGGAGAGGGCCGGUGCCACCCCUUUCCUCCUCCCAGCAGGCCCUACUCUGCCGUGCCCCGGGCUGGUGCCCCUCCAGGAGCCACCCCACUCACUACUCUGUACAGAUUUUCUAGUCUCAGUUUUGUACCUGACUCACUGUUGGCGGUGUCUAUGGUGCAGCUGAAUAAACCCCAUGGGAAGCUUCCUGUC
Messenger RNA from Loxodonta africana (African savanna elephant), 1785 nucleotides. It is a transcript of the gene PCYT2, whose product is annotated as phosphate cytidylyltransferase 2, ethanolamine. Gene Ontology annotation, molecular function: ethanolamine-phosphate cytidylyltransferase activity. The transcript is spliced from 13 exons. The record is from RefSeq and is a predicted model, not a curated record. Gene Ontology annotation, cellular component: cytoplasm. Gene Ontology annotation, biological process: phosphatidylethanolamine biosynthetic process. Lineage: Eukaryota; Metazoa; Chordata; Mammalia; Proboscidea; Elephantidae. The coding region runs from base 44 to 1210 and encodes 388 amino acids.